GUUUUAGAAAUGUUUUAGUAAUAAAAUUUACUACAACGAAAAUGGUUGAUCCAUCGCAAGUCACUAAAGUGAAGCUUAAUAAUGGCAUUGAAAUGCCAGUUAUUGGUCUGGGUACUUGGCAAUCACCACAUGAGGACGUAUACGAAGCUGUAAAAACUGCAAUUGAAGUUGGUUAUCGUCACAUUGAUUGUGCUUACUGUUAUGGCAAUGAGGUACCAGUUGGUCGAGCAAUCAAGGAUGCUAUUUCCGAAGGAAAAGUGAAACGUGAGGAUUUGUUUGUUGUUAGCAAAGUUUGGCUAACAUUUUUCACUCGUGAAAGAGUACGCGAAGGAUUGAAAAGGUCGCUAACUAAUCUGGGACUUGAUUACCUGGAUCUGUAUCUGGUGCACUGGCCGAUUAGUUUUCAACAAGUCGAUGAGAAAAUCUUUCCAGCGGACGCAAAUGGUCUAGCAAUUGACGGAAAAGUGGAUUACCUGGAUACUUGGAAGGGAAUGGAGGACGUCUUAAAGGAUGGUUUGGUUAAAUCGAUUGGUGUAUCAAAUUUCAAUUCUGAACAAGUUACACGCGUCUUAAAUAACUCUUCGGUUAAACCAGUCACCAACCAAGUCGAGUCGCAUCCAUACUUAGCCCAAAAACAGUUGCUAAAAUUUUGUCGGGAAAAGGGCAUUCCGUUGACUGCUUAUAGUCCAUUGGGUAAUCCGGGUUCAGCGUACAAUACGAAUCCGAACAAGAAAAAUAUUUUAAACGACACUCUAGUCUCUAAAUUGGCUACGAAGUACAAGAAAACAGCUGGACAAAUUUUAAUUAAGUUCCAAGCUCAACGAGGUGUGAUUGUUAUUCCAAAGAGUGUUAAACGAGAUCGAAUUGUUGAAAAUAUUCAAAUAUUUGAUUUUGAAUUAAAUGCUGACGAAAUCACGGCACUGGAAAAUCUCGAUUUUGGCUAUCGUUCGUGUCCCGGUGAUCCUGGUGCAGAUCUACUUCCGAAUUACCCGUUCCAUAUUCCAUACUGAGACAACCAAAAAUUGAUAAAAUCUACAAUGUCACUGAGGCCUGAAUGAUUGUAAUUUCGUUUUGUGGAAAAUAAUAAACGAAUCAAAUUUUAGGUUCCA
Molecule: messenger RNA, 1109 nt
Organism: Bradysia coprophila
Lineage: Eukaryota; Metazoa; Arthropoda; Insecta; Diptera; Sciaridae
Product: aldo-keto reductase family 1 member B10 pseudogene
Source: RefSeq, a predicted model, not a curated record